AUGGCGGAUAGCACAAUGCAGUCAAUAAUGAUACAACACAAUGGAAGAUGGGACGCAUCAGGUCGAUAUGUAGAAUUCAAAAUUGAAGGAAUCAAGUACGAUUCAAAUUCGAACUAUAAUGGAUUGAUUUCUACAAUUGCUGCUCAACUGGGGAUAGAUACCACAGUCCAAACCAUAAUGAUUAAAUACAUUGCUAGUGACCGAUGCCCACCAAUGAUCAUACACAACGACAUGGGUGUUUGGAUUGAUAUGGCUUCAAGUGAACAUAUUGAGUUGUUGGAUAGUUGUGAAACUGAAAUAAUAAGCGACCCUCGACAUGAAUUUGUUGUGGAAAAACAUAUUUACAAGGAUAAAGAAACACUCAAUGCAGCUAUGAGGCAAUAUGUCUUUAUGAAGCAGUUUCAAUUUCGGGUGAAAAGGUCUGGUACAAAAAGCUAUCAACUCGUAUGCCCUGGUGAAAAUUGUCCAUGGUGUUUAAAGGCCUCAAGUCUAAAUGAUUCAAGGCUUUUCAAGAUUAGGAAUUUCUGUGAUGUGCACACAUGCUUGUUAAAGGAUAGAAUUUAUGAACAACGUCAAGCAACUUCCAAUGUCGUCAGCAUUAUUAUAAUGGAUAAGUAUGAAGAUCCAAAAACAAUAUACAAACCCAAGGAUAUAUCUAGGGACAUGAGGAAACAACAUAGUGUAACAUUGACCUACAUGCAAGCUUAUAGAGCGAAGCAAAAGAAGACAUAUCCGGGAUCGGUUGUAAGAUUGGAAAAAACAGAGGAAGACCGUUUCUUGUAUACCUUUGUAGCACUGGAAGCUUGUAUUAGAGGAUGGGAGUAUUGCAGACCUAUAGUGGUGGUUGAUGGAACCCAUCUUAAAUCAACUUACAAGGGGACUAUGCUAAUUGCUUGUACAUUGAAUCCAGGAGGUAGUAUACUGCCGCUUGCAUAUGGUAUAGUUGAUUCCGAAAAUGAUUCAUCUUGGACAUGGUUCUUUGAGCGGUUCAGGGAUGCUUUUGGUGAGAGGGAGAACAUGUGUUUUAUGUCGGACAGGCAUGAAAGUAUAUGGAAUGCGAGUGCAGCAGUGUACCCUGGGCUGCCUCAUUAUGCCUGUAUUUGGCAUUUGUGGAACAAUUUAAUUAAGCAAUGCCACAGAAACAAAGAGCAGAUGAGGAAAUUAUACUAUGCAAUGGCUAAGGCAUACACCCUCCAAGAGUUUAACGAAUGCAUGGGAAGGGUGACCAAAAUAGAUAGGAAGCUGAGGAGAUACUAUUUUGAGAUUGGUUAUCAUAAAUGGACACGAAUACAUGCAACAGUAAAAAGAACAUGGACACAGACUUCAAACAUAGCUGAAUCUAUAAACAAUGCUACAGUGAAUGCUAGGGAAUUGCCGGUGGCAAAAUUAUUGGAUUUCAUGAGGGAAUUGGUUGAAAGAUGGAAUGCGACGCACAAUGAAGAAGCAAAGAAUACAUUCACAGAUCUUACUAAAAAGUAUCAAGAAAUUAUCAACAAGAAUGGGGUACGAGCUUCCACUGAAUUUCUACAUACAGUGAUUGAUGGUGUUAGGAGGUUCACAGUGUGUCUUCGAGCUAGGACGUGUACUUGUGGAAGAUUUCAACUGGAUGAGAUACCUUGCGGGCAUGCUAUGGCUGUUAUAGUGUAUAGGCACCAACAUGGAGCGGAAUAUACCUCUGCCUACUACAGCAAUAAGAAUUUCCUAGAUACAUAUGCAAUACCAGUUGUGCCUCUUCCAUGUGAAAGUACAUGGGAUAUACCGAGGCAUGUAAAGGAAGAGAUUGUGUUGCCACCAGAUGGUAAAAAACCACCAGGAAGACCAGCUACCAAACGAAUGAAACCAUUCCACGAGGGGAAAUUUAAGAAAUCAACAGUGACAUGCAGCAGAUGUGAGCUCACAUUACCUGUGGUUUGUUGGUGGACUCACUGGCUUUCACUUGUAUCUAAUAAGCACCAAUCAGAACCUGAAGCAAGAGCAGCUACACGAUUCAAAACGCCUCUCAAACCAAAUUGUAUGGAAGACGUAUCAAAUAUGAUUAAUAAACUCAAAGAUUCAUAG
Molecule: messenger RNA, 2058 nt
Organism: Lycium barbarum (goji berry)
Lineage: Eukaryota; Viridiplantae; Streptophyta; Magnoliopsida; Solanales; Solanaceae
Exons: 9
Coding region: 1-2058 (685 amino acids)
Molecular function (GO): zinc ion binding
Source: RefSeq, a predicted model, not a curated record